AUGAAACCAAGCAAAGAACUGUCGUUCGAAGACUGCGUCCGCCUUCGACACUCAUGUCGCGUAUUUCAGCCUGAUCCGGUUCCCACGGCCUUACUGAGAGAAUGUCUUGAGCUUGCUCGGCGAGCCCCAUCAAACUCGAAUGUGCAGAAUUGGCGGUUGACCAUUGCAUCAGGCGCAGCCAGAGAUCGCGCUGUUGCACCGCUUAGAGCUGCAAGUCUAGAAGGAGAAGCAGUUCUGCCAGCAGUUCCAGAGAAGUUUCAAAAAUACAGGAACGAGCUGGUCAAGCUCAUAUAUGGCCAGCAGGGAUACGAUGUGAUGGGAGAUGAUCAUCGUGAAGAGAGACAGGCGAAGCGGCUCUUGCAAUGGGAAUUCUUUCGUGCUCCGACUUGCGCUGUCAUAAGCAUGGAUGACUGCUUUGGCCUGGCAGAUGCCAUGAGCGUUGGCAUGUUCGUCAACACCUUUGCCUUGGCACUCUUUGAGCGAGGAGUGGGCUGCUGUUUCCAGAUCAGUGUGACUGGCUAUCCAGAAGCAUUGAAGUCUGGUUUCCAAUUGAAUGAUGACCAGCAGAUUCUUUGUGGCAUGGCCAUUGGAUGGCCUGUUGAAGAGCAUCCUGUCAACAACCUGGAGAUUGGGAGAGACUCAAUAGAGAAGCAGGUCACAUUUUUGGAAUGA
Pseudocercospora fijiensis CIRAD86 is the source of this 672-nucleotide messenger RNA. RefSeq lists its product as uncharacterized. NCBI's taxonomy places the organism in Eukaryota, Fungi, Ascomycota, Dothideomycetes, Mycosphaerellales, Mycosphaerellaceae. Bases 1 to 672 code for a protein of 223 amino acids. The record is from RefSeq and is a predicted model, not a curated record. Gene Ontology annotation, molecular function: oxidoreductase activity. The transcript has a single exon.